Exophiala spinifera is the source of this 2094-nucleotide messenger RNA. RefSeq lists its product as uncharacterized. The coding region runs from base 1 to 2094 and encodes 697 amino acids. The record is from RefSeq and is a predicted model, not a curated record. Gene Ontology annotation, biological process: transmembrane transport. Lineage: Eukaryota; Fungi; Ascomycota; Eurotiomycetes; Chaetothyriales; Herpotrichiellaceae. Gene Ontology annotation, molecular function: transmembrane transporter activity. The transcript has a single exon.
AUGCAGAGUCUACCCAAAAGCGAUGACAUUCAUCGUCAUCUUGCGCCCAGCCCCCUUGCUCAAGGUCCAUCUCAUUUCGAUCAACCCGAGGCCAUUAGGGGACCGGACGGUGUUGGACCGCAAAUCCGACGGAGCAUACGGGCCUUCGAACCCUCUUUGCAGGCUCCAGACACACUGGCAUCAACAUUGCGAUAUGGAUCACCCGAGCGCAACGGAGUUUCAAGACCAAUUCAACAGUCGCGAUUGAUGGACGCGAGCGAUGAGCUAAUCCACCCAGACCGCGAUGUCGAGGACUAUCCAGAGAAGCCAAAUCCAUCAACACCACCAACAAUGGCAAAUUUUGAAAGGCAAUAUCCGCAGCGGUACCAUCAGCGCGGCUUUUGGAAAUACCUAAGCGACUACUGGCACGAUCUCAGGAGUGACUUUGGCGCUCCGGACAAAAGUCUCGAACGGACAAACUCGAUAGGCGACACGGGUAUUGACCUCCAGGUCCUGCGGAGGCUGCAGCGACACAACAAGAUCUCCAAUCUAAUCGGGUCGUCGCUUCAACUUUCCACGCCUGCCUUUGGACACGAUGUCUCGACGCCACAUUCGCCAUCUGGGUCGGAAAGCGGCUUUGAAGUACCAGCAGCUGGAACGACAUCGUCAUCCUCCUGGCGGCGACGUGACCACAGCGUCGACUCCGGAGACGUGUCGCGGACGCUUCAUAGGUUGAAAGACAAGAUCAGCCAUUCCAAGGACACUAACAGAGCAGCCAAAGACACCCAGAUCAAGAGCGACCUGGCAGUUCGACGUUCCGUCGUUCUCCUCCUGACGUAUUGCUUCAUGCUGUACGGUGCACCCUCGCACCGGAUCGAAGACUAUGUCCUGCACCUCUUCGAGGUCCUGGGUCUGGACGGACGCGUCAACUAUAUUGUCGGGUGCACCGAGAUAUGUUUCAUCAAUGCGCCUCACCAUUCGGAUCCCACCAUCCGGUACUCGUACACGACUCUCGUCAAAGCACAGGGCCUGGACGUUGGAUCCCUCGACCGUGCAUUCCGCACGUACAAGGACGUCAUCCACGGGGAAGUCGCGCUCGAGGAUGCUGAGAAGGGUCUGGUCGAGCUGAUUGACGCUCCCUCGUUCUACAAGCCGUGGUUCCUGGUGCCUCUGUACGGGGUGGCCAGCGCCCUGGUCUGCGUGUGGGCUUUCAAAGGGUACUGGACGGACAUGUCGGCAUCGUUCGUUCUGGGAUGCAUCGUCGGGCUCCUCCAAAUUGUUGUAACGUCUCGGAACCCUUUGUACACCAACGUCCUCGAGGUGACUGCCGCCGUAAUCACCUCCUUUGGUGCUCGAGCGGUUGCGUCCAUCGGGGGUUCCGACCAGAAGUAUUUUUGCUUCGCGGCGAUCGCAGAGAGUUCCAUCGCCACUCUGCUGCCCGGGUAUAUUGUCCUCUGCGGCGCUCUGGAGUUGCAGUCAAAGUCCGUCACCGCCGGCUCGACAAGGCUGUUCUAUGCAGUCAUAUACUCUCUCUUCCUGGGCUACGGCAUCAAUGUAGGCUCUCAGCUGUGGGCAGUCAUUUAUCCGAAUGCACCUACUUCCGCAGUGUGUCCAAGAAUGGUAGAUCCGCACUGGAAGAUUGUCCUGGUCCCGACCUACCUGAUGGUUCAGGCCAUAUUGAUCCGGAGCCGACCAGCGCAAAUCCCUCUGCAGGUCUUGUUUGGCUCCGCGGCGUACACGGUGGAUUAUUUCGUGAGCCAGCGAGCCACGGCACAGAUAGCAGACACUGCCUCGUCCUUCACCUUGGGGGUCUUGGGCCACUUGUAUUCGCGAUCGCGGCACGGCUUUGCCUUCGCCUCUAUAGUUGCUGGGAUUAUGGUGCUCGUCCCGGGCGGCAUAGCUGCUCAGGGUGGCUUGAUCUCGGGUAUCACAGUACCCCUUUUCAGCAACGAGACGGUGAAUGCGCAACAAAUCUACGCCGACAAUCAGUAUCAGUCGUUUAGUGUGGGAGCGCAGAUGAUUCAAGUUGCCGUUGGCCUUUCAGUGGGCCUCUUGAUCAGCGCACUUGUCAUCUAUCCCUUUGGCCGCAAUAACAAGGCGCUGUUCUCGUUUUAA